CCUGUGUCCUGCAUCCACACCAUGCCGCGAGAAGAAGCUCCCUUCAGUCACCCCAGGAAGGGCCACAGCUAUUCUCACGUCACAGCUGAAGAGGCCGCAGGGAUUGGCAUCCUGAUUGUAGUCCUGGGGAUUUCUCUGCUCGUCGGCUGCUGGUACUGUAGAAGACGAAGUGGCUAUCGAACCUUGACAGACAAAAGGAUUCAUGCAGGUACUAAAACCACCUCAGAGGAACGAUGCCCCAGUGAACAAUGCUCAUAUGAGGGUCUUGGUCACCAGGACAGGCGGCUGUCUUUUCAGGAAAAAAAUCAUCAGCCUGUGGUUCCCAACGCUCCACCUGCCUACGAGAAGCUCUCUUCAAACCAGUCACCCCCGCCAUACUCACCCUGAGAGCCAGAAAUCUGCUAAGAAUGCUGAAGCGACUUCCCUCACACUUUUGCUUUGGGCUGAGUAGACACCCAUGUUUUGUUUAGA
Messenger RNA from Acomys russatus (golden spiny mouse), 471 nucleotides. RefSeq names its product melan-A (gene Mlana). The transcript has 4 exons. Lineage: Eukaryota; Metazoa; Chordata; Mammalia; Rodentia; Muridae. The record is from RefSeq and is a predicted model, not a curated record. Bases 22 to 387 code for a protein of 121 amino acids. Gene Ontology annotation, cellular component: endoplasmic reticulum membrane; melanosome; trans-Golgi network.